AUGAUCGCCAAAUCCUUCCCCGUCAGAAUCUUCGCGCCGGCGCCCAUGUUGGGCUAUGGCUACGAUAUCGUCGACUUCUGGACCACCAUCAUGGAUGAGCACACGCGUCCAGACGCCAUCAUUAUGGACAGUGGCUCCACCGACCCUGGCCCGUACAUGCUUGGGAGUGGCCGGACCAUUGUCAGCAAGCAAGCAUUUGCACACGAUCUCACCCCAGUCCUCGAAGCUUGUGCUGAGUUUGGCAUCAAACUACUCAUCAGCUCUGCUGGUGGUGCGGGUACCAAUGGGCAGGUCGACUUCAUGGUCGGCGUUGUGCGCGAGAUCAGUGAGAAGAAAGGAUACAGAUUCAAGGUCUCGACGAUCAAGUUCAAGGACGAUCGGCAAGCGAUUUUGAAAAAGCUCCAGGCGGGCGUCAUCACGCCCUGCGGACCCGGCCCAGCGCUGAAAGAGGGAGAUGUAUCGGACGCCGUCGCUGUUGUCGCACAGAUGGGCGCGGAGCCAUUCAUGAAAGCACUGGAGGAUCCAGAAGUGGACAUCAUCAUCUCCGGCCGAUCGUACGACCCAGCUCCGUUCGCAGCAUACAGCAUGCAUCGUGGCGUCCAUCGUGACCCGGCGUGGCAUAUGGGGAAGAUUGUCGAGUGCGGCGGACAGUGCGCGGUACCCAAAGGCCGAUCGAUCGUGGCCACCAUGUAUCAGGACAGCUUCGUGCUCACACCCGUCACUCCGGGCCAGAGGUGCAUCCCUCGCUCCGUCGCCGCACACACCAUGUACGAGAAGACUCGUCCAGAUCGGCUUCCUGGCCCGGGAGGCGUUCUCCACCUAGACAACGUGCAGUUCAAGCAGCUAGAAGACAACAAAUCGAUCCUCAUCCGUGGGGCUUCUUUUGUCCCAACCCCGACGUAUCAGAUCAAACUCGAGGGUGCCACACAGGUUGGGUUUCGGUCUGCCUUCAUCGGAGGCAUCCGGGACCCGAUUCUGAUCCGUGGCAUCGAUGACUUCCUCGAGCAGACGGUCCGGGCCAGGACAAAGGCGGCGUUUCCGUCCCUGGGCGAGCCGGGUGGUCCCCAGCUGAUAUAUCACAUCUACGGAAGGAAUGCUGUCAUGGGCGCCCUUGAGCCGGCCACCACGAUCCCCCAUGAAAUCGGUGUCCUGGGUGAAGUGAUCGCCGAGACCCAAGACGAGGCCGACGCCAUUGCAGGACUCGCCAGAGUCAUGGUCCUCCACGCCGAAUAUCCAGGACAGCUGGCAACUGCAGGCAACUUUGCUUCUCCACUGACACCGUUGGAGCAGUCCGUGGGGCCCGUGUACAAGUUCAGCGUUUACCAUCUGAUGGACGUUGAAGAUCCGCUCGACUUCUUCCCUAUCGAGACGUUUUCCAUCGGCAACCCAGACGCUGCGAAGACGAAGCCGGUCCCAUCUGCACGGCCAGUUCGUCGGGCUGAAGACACAGUCGUCACAUAUCCAGAAGCUCCGAGACACAACGUCGUGAGUUCGCGACCCCGGAUCUCGGAUCUCGCAGCUGUCGUCCGGUCGAAGAACUCUGGCCCGUACGAGAUCACGCUGGACAUUCUCUUCGACGACGCCGUGAUUUGGAAGCACGUUCGCGACAGCAACGUGCUCACGCCCGAGGUGAUGAAGAAGCUCUACCACUUGACCGACGACGACAUCUUGACCUGCAUGUUUUUUGAACCGGCUCUCGGGUGGAAGUGCACGUUCAAACGGCCUGUCAACCAGUUGCAGGGCAGUGUGGGCGAGAGAGACACUUUCGGGACACAGCAGCAUGCGCCGUUGUUGGACAUUGAGGUCCCGGCUAUCACAGCCACGUAG
This is a messenger RNA of Fonsecaea erecta, 1827 nucleotides long. RefSeq lists its product as hypothetical. Lineage: Eukaryota; Fungi; Ascomycota; Eurotiomycetes; Chaetothyriales; Herpotrichiellaceae. The coding region runs from base 1 to 1827 and encodes 608 amino acids. The record is from RefSeq and is a predicted model, not a curated record. The transcript is spliced from 2 exons.